This is a messenger RNA of Cladocopium goreaui, 409 nucleotides long. The record is from the annotation of a GenBank genome assembly. Lineage: Eukaryota; Dinophyceae; Suessiales; Symbiodiniaceae.
GUGAUUUCUGACUUUUUCAUGGCCCAUGACCGGGGCAGCUUACUUUACGACCUCAGUCAGCUUUUGCGCUUGGGACAAUCUGGCUAUGCGAACCUCAAAGAAGGGGUGAGCUCCUUGUGGAGCCUCAUUGCACAGCAGAGAGAUCAACAUACCGCCGUUGAGCUCCUUCAAAAACUCCAGGCUGUUGCGGAGGAGUUUUCCAAGACACAGGUGGCCAAGAAGGAAGCAUCAACGGAGGGCAAGACGCAAGCCAAGGAUGCUAAGGCAUCGAGUAGUGCCGAUCAGGCCGACGCCGGCGAGGCCGCGGUCCGCAACGGUGCCAUGCUCCGUAACGGAGAGGGCCCUGGGGAAUCGAGCAGCUCCGCCAACCAACAGAAAUGGAUCAAGAAAAAAACAGAAGGGAACAAAA